UGAGCUGCUGAGCGGAGAGGUUCCUAUAAGGUGUCAGGAUGUCGCUGUCCUAUUUCUCCAUGGAGGAGUGGGACUAUUUAGAAGAACACAAGGAUCUGUACAAGGACGUCAUGAUGGAGAAUCACCAGUCCCUCACAUCACCGGAUGGAUCGAGGCAGAGAAAUCCACCAGAGAGAUGUCCCAGUCCUCUGUAUUCCCAGGACUCUCCAGAAGAAAAACCAAAUAUCCCACUGGAUCAUCAGGACAGUUCUGGAGGAACAAUUAUCAGCUUCGAAAAACCCGUAUCAAUGUCAGUGAAAGGUGAAGACGGGUUUAGCACCUCCUAUGGAUACCUCAAUUUAUCUUCCUACCAUGAAGUAGAAGAUAACAAUACCACACAAGCUAAUUCAAUAACUCCUAAUGUAUCUGCAGUCUUUGAAAGUAAAGAUUUAUCCACCAACACCACUGGUCUCAAGAAAAGUUUGUGUAAUAAAUCACUGAUUGGCAAAACAAGAACUAAACAGAAAAGUGGGAAACAUUUAAAAAAAAUAUCUAAUCUUUUUUUGCAUAAAAGAAAUCAUCACAAAUCAUUUUCAUGCUCUGAAUGUGGGAAAUCUUUUACCAGGAAAUGCAUUCUAGUUGGACAUCAGAGAACACACGCAGGAGAGAAGCCUUAUUCGUGUUCAGAAUGCGGAAAAUCUUUUACCAGAAAAUUAAUUCUAGUUGGACAUCAGAGGACUCACACAGGAGAGGAGCCAUUUUCAUGUUCAGAAUGUGGCAAAUGUUUUACCGAUCAAUCAAAUUUUAUUCGGCAUCAGAGAACUCACACUGGGGAGAAGCCAUUUCCAUGUCCUGAAUGUGGGAAGUGUUUUAGUCAGAAAUCAUGUCUUGUUACACAUCAGAGAACUCACACAAGGGAGAAGCCAUUUAUGUGUCCUGAAUGUGGGAAGUAUUUUGGUGAUAAAAGAAUUCUUAUACAACAUCUUAAAAGUCACACAGGGGAGAAGCUAUUUUCAUGUUCAGAAUGUGGGAAAUGUUUUAACGUUCAAUCAAAUUGUAUUCGGCAUCAAAGAACUCACACUGGGGUAAAGCCAUUUCCAUGUCCUGAAUGUGGGAAGUGUUUUAGUCAGAAAUCGCACCUUUAUAGACAUCAGAGAACUCACACUGGGGAGAAGCCAUUUCCAUGUCCUGAAUGUGGGAAGUGUUUUAGUCAGAAAUCAUAUCUUGCGGACCAUCUAAGAAUCCACUUAGGGGAGAAGCCAUUUUCAUGUUCAGAAUGUGGGAAGAGUUUUAGUACAAAAUUGUGUCUUGGUAGACAUCAGAAAACUCACACAAGUGAGAAGCCAUUUCCAUGUCCUGAAUGUGGGAAGUGUUUUUACGUGAAAUCAAGGCUUGUAGAACAUCAAAGAAGUCACACAGGGGAGAAGCCCUAUUCAUGUUCAGAAUGUGGGAAGUCUUUUAUUCAGAAAUCACAUCUUAAUACACAUCAGAAAACUCACAUAGAUGAGAAGCCAUUUAUGUGUCCUGAAUGUGGGAAGUAUUUUAGUGUGAAAUCAUUGCUUAUACAACAUCUUAGAAGUCACACAGGGGAGAAGCCAUUUUCAUGCUUAGAAUGUGGGAAAUGUUUUAUUAUGAAAUCGCACCUUUAUAGACAUCAGAGAACUCACACUGGGGUGAAGCCAUUUCCAUGUCCUGAAUGUGGGAAGUGUUUUAGUCAGAAAUCAGAUCUUGUUACACAUCAGAGAAGUCACACAGGGGAGAAGCCAUUUUCAUGUUUAGAAUGUGGGAAAUGUUUUACCAGUCAGCCAAAUUUUAUUCGGCAUCAGAGAACUCACACUGGGGAGAAGCCAUUUCCAUGUCCUGAAUGUAGGAAGUGUUUUAGUCAGAAAUCAGAUCUUGUUACACAUCAGAGAAGUCACACAGGGGAGAAGCCAUUUAUAUGUCCAGAAUGUGGGAAGUAUUUUGGUGAUAAAAAAGUUCUUAGACGACAUCUUAGAAUUCACACAGGGGAAUUUUCAUGUUCAGAAUGUGGGAAGAGUUUUAGUACAAAAAUGUGUCUUGUUAGACAUCAGAAAACUCACACAGGUGAGAAGCCAUUUAUGUGUCCUUAAUUUGGGAAGUGUUUUGGUGUGAAAUCAAUUCUUGUAGAAUAUCAAAGAAUUCACACAGGAGAUAAGACAUUUAUAUGUACUGAAUGUGGAAUUUUAUGGUUCAAUCAGUUUUUAUUGGUUUAUCCAAGCAGAUUAGCAAUAAUAAUUACCAAGAGGUUAUUGUGAAAAACACAUGUAAUAUGUAAUAUAUCAAAAGAUACAAUACACUAGUCAUGUUGAUUAGUAUCCUACUUAUGAAAUGUUUGAAAAUAUAAUUAUAGUAAGGAGAACUAAAAAAAUAAAUAAGAAAAAAUAUAACGAAAAUAUGAGUAAGAAAACAAGAAGAAGGACAGAAGGGGAGACAGGACAGAGACACUAGGUAAGGAACAGGGAUACUGGGAGAAUACAUGGAGACAAGAUAUACCAUAUCCAGGCUGAUAAUAUCUAGAGAACUUAAAGGUUCAGGAAAGAGAGCCGUCUCUCAACCAAGCCGAGAAGCGCGGGGAGGAUCGGAACUGGAGCCAAGACUCCCAAGUUACUGUAUAGACCGGGCCAGAUAAACUUGAGUCAGUACUUAACUCCUCUAGGCGUGCCAGGACAUCCAGAGCAGUUGUAAUCCUCUGCAGACUCUCUGUUGACUUCCACGUACGGGGAAUAAUCUGCCUCAUGGCCUGAAUGUGGUAUUUUUGGGUGAAAUCAGUGCUUAUACAACAUCUUAGAAGUCACACAGGGGAGAAGCCAUUUUCAUGCUUAUAAUGUGGAAAAUGUUUUAUUCUGAAAUCAUAUCUUGCUACACAUCAGAGAAGUCAUACAGGGGAGGAGCCAUUUAUGUGUCCUGAAUGUGAGAAGUGUUUCAGUGUGAAAUCACAACUUGUUACACAUCAGCGAGUUCACACAGUGGAGAAGCAAUUUUCAUGCUCAGAAUGCGGUAAAUGUUUUAGUCUGAAAUCACAUCUUGCUGCACAUCAAAGAAUUCACACAGGGGAGAAGCCGUUUAUGUUUUCUAAAUGUGGGAAGUGUUUUGGUCUGAAGACAUUGCUUAUAGAACAUCUAAGAACACACACAGGAGAUAAGCCAUUUUCAUGUUCAAAAUGUGGGAAAUCUUUUAGUCAGAAAUCAAGUCUUUCUAGACAUGAGUGAACUCACUCAGAGGAGAAGCCAUUGUAAGAGUAAUGUGGUAAAUUUGUAUAGUACAUAUAAUAUGAGUGAUUUAUAAUACAUAUAACCGUAUAGAUUAACCUGCAUUUUUUUAUAUAUGUAUCCUCUGUGAACUUUGUCAUCUAUUCCACUGUUUCAAAACAACUUGGCCUAGAACAUAUUAUUAAAGCCAUCUGUAAUAAUGCUGUGACAUUAAUAGAAAGGGGAGUGUUUUACUCAAUUCAGAACACAGUGAAGAAGAUUACAAAAGAUGCAGUGUGAACAGAUAUAUUAAUGCUCUCAGAGAUUCUAGGAAAUGUUUGUUGCUUUUCCACUAUUAAUGGAUCCAGAUGGGCAGGUCCAGUAUCGGACAAUUGAAAUUUUACCUAGUUUUCAAACCACAAGAUAUUGCCAAUAUGCUAUCAUGUGUAAUUAUGUAAUGUUUCACAUUUACAUUUAAAUAUUGUAACCGCCUUGAAACUUUCACUUACUCCCAUUAUUAGAAGGUAUAUUAAUAAAGAUAUUUGUGAGGGGUCUUUAAGAUCUCCUUAGA
This is a messenger RNA of Bufo gargarizans (Asiatic toad), 3759 nucleotides long. RefSeq names its product gastrula zinc finger protein XlCGF57.1-like. The transcript has 5 exons. Gene Ontology annotation, cellular component: nucleus. NCBI's taxonomy places the organism in Eukaryota, Metazoa, Chordata, Amphibia, Anura, Bufonidae. Gene Ontology annotation, molecular function: RNA polymerase II cis-regulatory region sequence-specific DNA binding; DNA-binding transcription factor activity, RNA polymerase II-specific. The record is from RefSeq and is a predicted model, not a curated record. Gene Ontology annotation, biological process: regulation of cytokine production; regulation of immune system process; negative regulation of transcription by RNA polymerase II. The coding region runs from base 39 to 2090 and encodes 683 amino acids.